UAAGUAACCAAAACCACUGACAUGAAACCUGAACCGUCCCGUUAGUGUUGAUCAUGAAACCAGCCAACACAGUUCUCGUCAAAUCAUUCCACUCAGCUAAGGUUCGCCAUGACAACAGGUCAUUGCAUCCUGAUGGCGACUCUGGGCAUGAACUUCUGGUUUGUCUAGUCCAGCCUCGAUUAUUUACAAGUAAUAAUUUCGAUGUUUGAUAACAGACAAGUAGAAAGUAAAUCGAUAGGUGUGUCUUUUUAUUGAUUCAGCUAUACCUUACUAACUUAAACUAAACAGAUGGUAUACAUUGUCUUUUAUUCAGUCCUCGAUAAAAAUAACCGUGGAGGUGUAUAACAAAGAUCACACUUCCAGUGAUGACCACAUGGACACCCUGUCCAAGCUGAUCAACAUCCGAGCCGCUGUUACAGAACAGACAGCUAUGUACAACUCAUACACAUUGUCGAGGAGGACGACGUUAAAGAUUGCUGUCCGUGCAUACUGCGACCCCGACUGGUACGGGUCUGCGUGUGAGAAAUAUUGCAAGGCAACAACUGACCACAGUCACUACACCUGCCACCCACACACAGGAGCUAAAAUGUGCUUUGAAGGUUGGAAGGGAGACAGCUGCAACAAGGACAUCGAUGAAUGCACAGAAACUGACCAAAUGUGUCAACACGGAGGCACUUGUACAAAUACAAACAGACGUUUCGAGUGCGCUUGUGCGGAGGGGAUCAAAGACACAUUCAACAUCACUCUCCUGGGUGAGAUUGAUCAUACAAAUAGAGGUGACCUGGCUGUUGGCUUGAACAGACUCAUCACCGAACUCGGGGGAAUUCCAGGAAAGGUGGAUGUCAAGUUUAAAAACAAGACACAGAAAGAAAGCAAGUAA
Molecule: messenger RNA, 880 nt
Organism: Haliotis rubra (blacklip abalone)
Lineage: Eukaryota; Metazoa; Mollusca; Gastropoda; Lepetellida; Haliotidae
Product: delta-like protein C
Exons: 4
Coding region: 374-880 (168 amino acids)
Biological process (GO): cell communication
Cellular component (GO): membrane
Molecular function (GO): calcium ion binding
Source: RefSeq, a predicted model, not a curated record